CAGUAAUCCUUCAAUCACAAAAAAGCUUAAUGUUGAGGAUACUUAGCAUUAAUAAGAAUACUUAGCAUUGAUAAGAAUACUUAAUAUGGAGUCAUGUAGAGGAAGUCCAAGCACGCGUCCGAAAUCUGCCGGCUUACCAAUAUACACAAGCAAAUGCGAACAACUUAUACUAGUUUAUUUUAUUCAUUGGAAAGGCAAUAGAAACGAAGCCUUAAAAGCUAUUUAUAUACGAUGAGACCAAUGAAAAGCGUUUGUAAAUUUCGACACUCUUUUUGGCAGGAACUAUUUUGUUUUGUAAUUUAGUGUUUCUUCAGGUUUAAUCGUGUAAUAGUGGUGGCUUAUUAACCAUUUAGCAUCUGUCCAAGUGCAUAUGUAAGAGAAAAUUAAAAAAAAAAGCUGCUGAACCUGGCUUUUACAAAGGUAAUAUAAGAAAGCUCACUGUGGUUUGAGUAAAUAAGUACCAUUUCACGGAGCUAUUAUUUCAUCCCAGUUCAUCUCAUUUCGUUUAAAAUCUAUAUCGAGUUCAGUCUCAAAUAGAUCAACUUCAUUUCAUUUCACUGCAUAAACAAUUCCUCAUGAUUCAGCGAAGCACUGCUCUUGCCAUAGCAGAUAUUAGUAAACCGUUUUAGGUUGCUCCCUGGAACCACUGUCCUAACGUGCUGGCUCUAGAUUUUACGAUGGUAUAUAUUACACUACUAUUCGAACAUUCGAUUUUCUAAAUUAGUAGUAGUAUCCUUGACAAAAACCUCGUUUUGUUGAAGAUCUUCUUGUAACUGUACUAAAGAAUAAAAUAUUCAAGUUUAAACACGAGCAUUGUAGGCAGUAUUUUUCACUGUUUUAAUUAGCCAGUAAUUUAAUUAUUGUUUUUAGGGAAAAUUAUUAUCAUUCCUUGUAGAUCAGGCCACUAAUAAACCAAAUACGCUGUUUGACCAUAGAGUUUAGUUUUCGAAAAUUUGAAUUGAAUUUAGAACGCCCUCUCGCGCAUGUCGAGUGCAAUUUUGUUGAAAGAAGCCUGUGAAAGAAUCCUCUGGAAAGUAGGCAUCGAAUCUCCGGUUAUCAAAAUCUUAACGUGAGAAUUUGUUCAUUUAUCGAAGCAAAAACAAACCCAAGACAAGAUGUGUGAUCGCAAAGCAGUCAUAAAGAAUGCUGACAUGAGCGAAGAGAUGCAGCAAGAUGCUGUUGACUGUGCAACUCAAGCGCUCGAGAAAUUUAACAUUGAAAAGGACAUAGCUGCAUUCAUCAAGAAAGAAUUUGACAAGAAAUACAAUCCUACCUGGCAUUGCAUCGUGGGUCGUAAUUUUGGCUCGUAUGUGACACACGAGACUCGCCACUUCAUCUACUUCUACCUGGGACAGGUGGCUAUACUGCUCUUUAAGAGCGGUUAGACCAUUUAGCAUCACUUCUAUUUUUUUGUUAGCAGCGGACGCAGUAUUAUCAGAUGGAUAGCCUUUGCAGAUUCUCAUGCGAGGCUCGGGCUGUGGUACAUUCCCAUAGGUAGCUAGCAGCCAGAGUGUGGCAGGAGGAGGCAAGGCUAGUGCUGGUGUGAACGGUUCUCGAGUGAGUGCGAGAGUGGGUGCACAGUUUUCACUUACACUGUUUAUUUAAUCGGAAAUUCACAAUGCUGGACAUUAACUGCGUCUUACCUCUUCACUUAGUCCCAGGCGCAUGCGGUGUAUGUUUGUACUGUGUUAGCUAUAACUUAAGGAACUUUUGACUUGUAAACAUUCACUUCACCUAGUGUAUUUAUAUUAAAGGAAAUUUUAGUUAAUUAUUACCCUAGACUUAUUACCCUAGUAUAGUGUAAAAGUCAUAAUUAUGUUAGUACCUAACAAAAUUUAUUGUUUUAAUUUGUUUGUUAUUACAUUCACUGGAGAUAUUUUUCAAAUACUUCUAUGAUUAAUUAAACUUUCUAUAAACAA
Bombyx mori (domestic silkworm) is the source of this 1919-nucleotide messenger RNA. RefSeq names its product dynein light chain 2, cytoplasmic. Lineage: Eukaryota; Metazoa; Arthropoda; Insecta; Lepidoptera; Bombycidae. Gene Ontology annotation, biological process: microtubule-based process. The record is from RefSeq and is a predicted model, not a curated record. Bases 1116 to 1385 code for a protein of 89 amino acids. The transcript is spliced from 3 exons. Gene Ontology annotation, molecular function: dynein intermediate chain binding. Gene Ontology annotation, cellular component: cytoplasmic dynein complex.